AUGUACUUGUGGGAAGGAAGGAACAGAAAUAGUCCAGAUGAACGUAGAGAAGAGAUUUAUGAUGAUGAAGAAGAAGAUGAAGAAAUUUUAGGAUCAGAUGAUGAUGAACAGGAAGAUCCUAAAGAUUAUUGUAAAGGAGGGUACCAUCCAGUCAAGACUGGAGAUUUAUUUCAUCAUAAUCGCUACCAUGUAGUGCGUAAACUUGGUUGGGGUCAUUUCUCUACAGUUUGGUUGUGUUGGGAUCUUCAAGAGAAAAGAUUUGUGGCACUAAAAGUAGUGAAAUCAGCUCAACAUUAUACAGAAACUGCAGUUGAUGAAAUUAAGUUAUUAAGAUGUGUUCGUGAAACUGAUGAAAAUGAUCCUUUUCGAGAGAAAACUGUUCAAUUAUUGGAUGAUUUUAAAAUAUCUGGAGUCAAUGGAACUCAUGUGUGUAUGGUGUUUGAAGUCCUGGGCAAUAAUUUAUUAAAGUUAAUAAUUCGCUCUAACUAUCAGGGAAUUCCUGUAGCUAAUGUUAAAUGUAUAAUAAGACAGGUAUUGGAAGGUUUACACUACUUACAUGUGAAAUGUAAAAUAAUUCACACUGACAUUAAACCAGAAAAUAUUCUGAUGUGUGUAGAUGAAGCUCAUGUUAAAAGAUUAGCAGCUGAAGCAUUUGAAUCUCAAAAGACAGGCACUAAACUCUCUGGAUCUGCAGUGAGUACAGCCCCAAAAGAAAAGCCAAUUGAUCCCUCCAAACUGACCAAAAAUAAACGUAAGAAAUUAAAACGUAAAAUGAAGAAACAAUUACAACUGAUAGAAAUGAAUGAACAGCAGAUGGAAGAAGCAUUAGGAAAUAAAGAGUUGAGUGCGUGUUGUUCCAGUAAGAAUCCUCUGUAUGAUAUUUAUGAUCUUCCAGUUAAAAUUGCUGACUUGGGUAAUGCUUGUUGGACAAAUCACCAUUUUACGGAAGAUAUACAGACACGUCAAUAUCGUAGUUUAGAAGUUUUAGUGGGUGCUGGUUAUGGACCUCCUGCAGAUAUCUGGUCUACAGCCUGUAUGGCGUUUGAAUUAGUGACUGGUGAUUAUUUAUUUGAGCCUCAUUCUGGUGAGGGAUACAGUCGUGACGAGGAUCAUCUGGCUCAUGUGAUCGAACUUCUCGGUUCAAUUCCAAGAAAUAUUGCACUGUCUGGCAAAUAUUCAAGAGAAUAUUUCGACAAACGAGGUGAAUUGCGACAUAUUACCAAGUUAAAGCCAUGGAGUUUAUAUGAAGUUCUGGUAGAGAAAUAUGAAUGGGAUCCAGAUGAGGCUGAAGCCUUUUCUGAAUUUUUAGUUCCCAUGUUGGAAUUUGAUCAGAAUAAAAGAGCAACUGCUUUUGAAGCGUUACAUCAUCCAUGGCUCUCUUCGUGACCUAGUGAAUUAAAAGAGGCCCAGGCUUGACAUCUUUACACAGUGCAGCAGUCACAGCCAGUGAAGUUUAUUUAUAUACUGGAGUGGAGAAAUUAAUCACAUUUUUCUGGAAGGUUAAAUCACGGCUGGGUCACAAUAAUGACUGUAAAAGUCAAACAAAGCCCAAAUGCUUCGUAAACAGAUCAUGAGCUACCAUCCUUUUGGCCAAGAGCGUUCAUAUCCUUACCAGGGUAGAGUUCCAGAACCAACUGCAUAGUGAGUUGGACCCUUGCUCAGACUGUAGACAGGUUGUAGGGACUGACUUGGAAAAAGCAUUUAGUUCUGAUGGGAAAAUGAUCAGAGGCCGAAUGUGCUAUUGUUAAGCCAUUAAAAUAUAUACCACCUU
Messenger RNA from Lottia gigantea (owl limpet), 1771 nucleotides. RefSeq lists its product as hypothetical. The coding region runs from base 1 to 1386 and encodes 461 amino acids. NCBI's taxonomy places the organism in Eukaryota, Metazoa, Mollusca, Gastropoda, Lottiidae. Gene Ontology annotation, molecular function: ATP binding; protein kinase activity. Gene Ontology annotation, biological process: spliceosomal complex assembly; protein phosphorylation; regulation of mRNA processing. The transcript has 16 exons. The record is from RefSeq and is a predicted model, not a curated record.